Messenger RNA from Momordica charantia (bitter melon), 1217 nucleotides. The record is from RefSeq and is a predicted model, not a curated record. Lineage: Eukaryota; Viridiplantae; Streptophyta; Magnoliopsida; Cucurbitales; Cucurbitaceae.
CACUUUACACCAAAAUUCUCUUCCUUUUGCAGCAAUGGCGAUUUCCUUUACAACAUCAUCUUUCUCUCUUCUUCUUCCUCUUCUUUUUCUUCUUCUCUCUUCCGCUUCCACCGCACAUCCACUAAGGGCUUGUAUGUUCGACGCAAUAUACCAACUCGGCGACUCGAUCUCCGACACCGGAAAUCUGAUCCGUGAAAAUCCUAAUACUACCUUCUCUCACCUUCCCUAUGGUGAAACCUUCUUUCAUGGUGCUACUGGYCGCUGCUCCAAUGGCUURCUCAUGCUCGAUUACUUCGCUUUAGAUGCGGGACUUCCAUUGGUGAAUCCUUAUCUAAAUAGGGACGCUUUGACAAAUCACGGAGUCAAUUUUGCAGUGGCUGGUUCUACAGCUUUGUCUUUCGAGGCUCUUCUCCGCAAUAAAAUACUUUCUCCGGUUACCAAUUCUUCUCUCGAUCAUCAGCUUGGUUGGAUGCACUCUCAUUUUGAAUCUAUUUGUCUAAAUGAAAGAGAUUGCAUUGAGAAGUUAAGGAGUGCUUUGUUCUUGGUGGGCGAGAUUGGUGGGAAUGAUUAUAAUUAUGCACUAUUUCAAGGUAAAACUAUUCAAGAGGUGAAAGAUAUGGUGCCAGAUGUUGUUCAAACCAUAAAGAAUGCAGUUGAGAAAGUGAUAAGUUAUGGUGCUACUCGAGUCAUUGUUCCUGGAAACUUUCCNAUUGGAUGUUUACCCAUCUAUCUCACCGGAUUCCAAACCAAUGAUACAACCGCUUAUGAUGAACUUCAUUGUUUGAAGGGUUUGAAUAGUUUGGCCAGUUAUCACAAUGAUCAAAUCAAGCAAGCCAUUGAAGUACUGAAAAGGGAGAAUCCACAUACUGUUAUUGUAUAUGGCGACUACUAUAAUGCAUUGCUUUGGAUUCUUCGUCAUGCUUUUGUGCUCGGAUUUGAUGAAGCUUCUUUGCAAAAAUCAUGUUGCGGGAUUGGAGGCAACUACAACUUUAACCUCAUGAAGAUUUGCGGACUUCCUGGUGUACCAGUUUGUCCAAACCCUCAUGAACAUAUAAGUUGGGAUGGAAUCCAUUUGACGCAAAAAGCUUACAAAUUCAUGGCAUAUUGGCUCAUCCACGACAUCUUCCCAAAAUUGCACUGCAUUUUUUAAAUUUAGUUCGUGUGGUUUAUAUUUAUGUUUUUUUAUUUUUAAAUCUUUACGAUUUAGUUAGGAUUUA